Molecule: messenger RNA, 1976 nt
Organism: Oryza brachyantha (malo sina)
Lineage: Eukaryota; Viridiplantae; Streptophyta; Magnoliopsida; Poales; Poaceae
Product: protein NRT1/ PTR FAMILY 2.3-like
Exons: 4
Coding region: 92-1798 (568 amino acids)
Biological process (GO): transmembrane transport
Cellular component (GO): plasma membrane
Molecular function (GO): transmembrane transporter activity
Source: RefSeq, a predicted model, not a curated record
UGGUUAUUGAUCACCAUUCAGUGACAAUAAAUAGCUAGCUUAUUAGGAGAUCGAUCAUUCGACCGAUUGAUGAGUCGCUCGGACGACAAGAAUGGCAUUUGACCAUGAAAACCAACUCCAGGCGUCUGUCACCAAGAAAGGAGGCUGGAUCACUCUUCCGUUUCUCGCAGGAAGCGUGGUAGGGUUGGGGAUGGCCAUGAGCGCGACGAGCAGCAACCUCAUCGUCUACCUCCUCCACAAGUACAACGUCAGCGCCAUCGACGCCGCCCAGAUCUCCAACGUCGUCCGCGGCUGCAUGCAGCUCGCCCCCGUCGCCGGCGCCGCCGUCUCCGACGCCUACUUCGGCUGCUACCCCGUCGCCGUCGCCGGCGUCGCCUUCUCCCUCCUCUCGUUUGUGCUGUUCACGUUGACGGCCACGCUGCCGCCGCUGCUCCCGCCGCCGUGCCAGCGUGCCUCUGGCGGCGUCGGCGCCACCGCGUCGUCGGCGUCGUGCGAAGCGCCGAACGCCGUGCAGUCCACCGUACUCUACGCGGCGCUGUGCCUCAUGGCCGUCGGCAACGGCGGGACGCGGUACAACAUGGCGGCGCUGGGCGCGGACCAGUUCGUCGGCGAGGGGGCGCCGCGGCGGCGGCAGGGCGCCUUCUUCAGCUGCUACUUCGCGCUCCUGUACGCCGCCUACGCGGCCGGCGACACGGUGCUGGUCUACGUGCAGGACGGCGUCAGCUGGGCCCUGGGCUUCGGCGUCUGCGUCGCCACCAGCGGCCUGGGCCUCGCCGCGCUGCUCCUCGGCUCCCGCCACUACCGCCGGUCCAUCCCGAAGGGGAGCCCUUUCACGGCCCUCGCCAGGGUCGCCGUCGCCGCCGCGAGGAAAUCAACGCUGGAUUUGGGUUCACGAGUCCAGUAUUACCAUGGAUGCAAUCGUGAGGCAGAGACGACGACGACUCACCAAGUUCCAAGCGAAAGAUUCAGGUUUUUGAACCGAGCUGCGAUGGUGGCGCCGGGCGAGACGAGGGAGGAGGAUGGGUCAGUGGCGAAGCCGCGGCUAUGCACGGUGCAGCAGGUGGAGGACCUCAAGUCACUCCUCCGCGUGCUGCCGCUCUGGUCGUCGGGGAUCCUCGUCGGCGUGACGGUGAACGCGCAGGUGAGCCUCACCGUCCUCCAGGCGCUCACCAUGGACCGCGCCGUCGGCCCGCGCUUCGCCUUCCCGGCAGCCUCCAUCACGGUCACCGUGCUCGCCGCCUUCGUCCUCUCCGCCGCGCUCUUCGACCGCCUAGCCGCGCCGCUCUGGCACGGCAAGCUCGUCGUCACCCCGCUCCGCCGCGUCGGGCUCGGCCACGCCCUCAACGUCGCCAGCAUGGCCGUCGCCGCGCUCGUCGAGCGGAGGCGGAUCCGCGCCGCCGCCGCCGUAACCGUCGUACCGAUGUCGGCGCUCUGGCUCGUCCCGCAGCUGGCGCUGACCGGCGCGGAGGAGGCGCUGCACCUGCCGGGGAACACGGCGCUGUUCUACGGGGAGUUCCCGGCGGCGCUGCGCAGCACGGCGACGGCGAUGCCGCCGCUGUUCAUCGCCGCGGGGGCGUACCUGAGCACGGCGCUGGUGGACGCGGUGAGGCGGGCGACGAGGUGGCUGCCCGACGACCUGAACCAGUCGAGGCUGGACAGCGUGUACUGGACGCUCGCCCUGCUCGCCGCCGUCAACUUCGGCUACUUCCUCGUGUGCGCCACCACGUACAAAUACAACAACAAUUACGGCGACGAUGGCGACGCGAAGGCACAGACACAGAGAGACGACGGCUCGUGACAGAUCUCGACAUGUAUUAGUAUCUUUAGUAAAUGUAUUGCGAGUAUAUACGUUAAUUUGUACAUAUAUGUACGUAUUGCGUGUGCCACAGUGACGCAUAUUUGGUACGAAAUGUUGACCAAAAUCUAUGGCAUUUGACAUUUGGAAAUUUGCUUUAUUGGUUACACUCACUACAACA